CUACAUUAUGGCUUGUCCUGUACACUCCUGUCUCUUGCUUUCAACAGCUGAGUCUUGCCAGUGCAUCCAAGCCUAUAAUCAUUGAUCAGAUUGCUUGUUCUACCAAUCAAUCCAGUGACGAGAACAAGUGCAUGAAGGAAUCCAUUUAUGACUCGGAAACUUGUCUGCAAGCUCAUGUCAUGCGUUGCCAUCAGCGAUCACGCGCAUGCGAUUGACAUCGAUACUUAUGAUGUCAUGCGAGAGAAGACGACUGAACCGGCCAGUGUCUCAGCCUCGCCCACGGUCGACGUCAGUAUCUCCGGCGAAGAGCAGGGUGAAAUCAAGGAGACGGAACCACCAGUGGCAAUCGAAACGUCCCCUCCCUCUACGCAAACCAACAACAUAGAAGAUUUUAUUGUUCCCCCUUUGCCAACCAAGGCCCUCCUUCCAAUAUCUGAAACAGAGGGAAUGACCAGCGGAGCAGUCCAACCUCCAGGAUCGACCGGGCUAGAUACUAUCUUCUCGCCUUCACAAUCUUCUCAUGAUUCUGAAGAUAACUUCACAGAACUUGGAGAGGGCUAUGGAGAAACGGAAGAACUUGAAAUGGAAGUAGAACCAACAGAGGAUGACGGAGAUGCUCUUAUCCUGAAUGGAGGUACGGGAAUCCCUAUAGGGCCCGAUGGCGAACCACAACCGCUUUUACCCCCAAUAUCUUCCCGACACAAGGGGCGCAAAUGUCUCGUUCUUGACCUCGACGAGACUCUUGUUCAUAGCAGCUUUGGGUCUCUUCAACACGCAGAUUAUAUCGUACCAGUGGAGAUCGAGUGUCUUUGGCACGAUGUGAACGUCAUCAAGCGCCCGGGUGUGGACGACUUCCUGAAGAAGAUGGGCGAAAUUUACGAGGUGGUGGUUUUCACCGCCAGCGUGAGCAAGUUUGCGGACCCUGUUCUAGACAAGCUGGACGUUCAUCAAGCUGUGUCGCAUCGGCUAUUCAGAGAAAGUUGCUAUAACCACAAUGGGGACUAUGUCAAGGAUCUCUCCCAGUUAGGUCGUCCGCUCGCAGGUACCAUUAUUCUGGACAACUCUCCGGCAUCAUAUAUUUUCCACCCCAAGAACGCGGUCCCUGUUUCAUCUUGGUUCAAUGACCCACAUGACACGGAGCUCAUUGAUCUUUGUCCUUUCCUUGCGGACCUUGGCGGCGUGAGAGACGUUCGCGGGGUUUUGGAUGGCUAUCUGUAUGUGUGAUGGUGUAUAGUAUUUUAGGAAAAAGUAUACAAGAGAACGGUAAGCUGCGACUGCUUGGCCUCGCGAGUUUAACUUCAUGGCUGUGAUUUCCAGUCUUGGACCCAUUCGUACUACAACGUCGGUCGUU
This is a messenger RNA of Suillus clintonianus, 1351 nucleotides long. RefSeq names its product NIF-domain-containing protein. Gene Ontology annotation, molecular function: phosphoprotein phosphatase activity. The transcript is spliced from 7 exons. The coding region runs from base 148 to 1224 and encodes 358 amino acids. Lineage: Eukaryota; Fungi; Basidiomycota; Agaricomycetes; Boletales; Suillaceae. The record is from RefSeq and is a predicted model, not a curated record. Gene Ontology annotation, cellular component: plasma membrane.